Molecule: messenger RNA, 3652 nt
Organism: Dunckerocampus dactyliophorus (ringed pipefish)
Lineage: Eukaryota; Metazoa; Chordata; Actinopteri; Syngnathiformes; Syngnathidae
Product: fibroblast growth factor receptor-like 1
Exons: 7
Coding region: 275-1780 (501 amino acids)
Cellular component (GO): plasma membrane
Molecular function (GO): fibroblast growth factor binding; fibroblast growth factor receptor activity
Source: RefSeq, a predicted model, not a curated record
CACGGCACGAGUCACUUGUUGGUCUUCGCGGCUUGAAGAACAGUGGACUGAUUUUUUUUUUUUUUUUGACACAUUUCUGCUUCAGUCUCUUUAGUUUGUUGUUUUUGUAUCAAAUACAAGGUUUACUGGCCGAGAAGGUUUGGAGAAGGACCGGGAAUUGUCACUUUUGAUUCAUGGACUCAUCACGGACUUUUGCGAAAACUGUCAAGAGGCGAGCUUGACUUAAUUCAAUCAACAUUCAGAUUUAGCUAGCCUGAAGUUGUGUUUGGACAGUAUGGGAGUCCUGAACAUCGUGCUGUUCAUCUUGAAGGCUGUGGUACUGAUCGAGUGUGCACGAGGACCGCCACGGGUGUCUGAGAAAGUCGUCCACCGCCAAACGGCUCGCCUCGGGAGUGCCAUCAAGCUGCCUUGCCCAGUGGAUGGAGACCCUCCACCCCUCAUAAUGUGGACCAAAGACGGGCGCAACAUCCACAGUGGCUGGAUCCGUUUCCGCAUCCUGCGCAUGGGCCUCAAGAUCAAGGAGGUGGAGGCGGAUGACACGGGAACCUACAUCUGUAAAGCCACGAACGGAUUUGGAAGCGUCAACAUAAACUACACCCUCAUCGUCAUUGAUGACUCAGGUUCUGAUAGGACAGGACCUGCCAUGUCUGAUGGAAGGCAGUCUGAGCAUGGUUCUGAUGGCUUGGCGGAAAAGCUUGUACGCCCACGCUUCACCCAGCCCGCCAAAAUGAGGAAGAGGGUGAUAGCCCGACCCGUGGGCAGCUCAGUACGGCUCAAAUGCACGGCCAGUGGGACCCCUCGGCCCGACAUCGUGUGGCUGAAGGACGACCAGCCGCUAACCGGGCAGGAGGUCGGUGAGGGUCGCCAGAACAAGUGGACCCUUACCUUGAAGAACCUGAUGCCCGAGCACAGUGGCAGAUACACCUGCAGGGUGUCCAAUCAGGCUGGAGAAAUCAAUGCCACGUACAAAGUGGAGGUCAUACAGAGGACCAACUCCAAACCUGUCCUGACGGGCACCCACCCUCUCAACACAACGGUGGACUACGGCGGGACCACGUCGUUCCAGUGCAAAGUGAGGAGCGACGUAAAACCGGUGAUCCAGUGGCUGAAACGCGUGGAGACUAAUGAGGAGAGCCGCUACAACUCCACCAUUGAAGUGGGAGACCACCGCUUUGUGGUGCUACCCACAGGGGAGGUGUGGUCACGACCGGACGGCUCCUACCUCAACAAGCUGCUCAUUACCCGCGCCAAGGAGGAGGAUGCCGGCAUGUACAUCUGCUUAGGUGCCAACACCAUGGGUUACAGCUUCCGCAGCGCCUUCCUCACUGUUCUGCCAGACACCAAGCCUCCCGUCACGCCCAUCUUUCCGGCUGCCUCCAGCUCCCUCCCCUGGCCAGUCAUCAUCGGCAUCCCAGCUGGAAUAGUGUUCAUCUUUGGCACGGUGCUGCUCUGGUUCUGCCAGAGUAGGAAGCAGUGUCCCCCUCCCGGCGGCCCCGCCCCGACCCCGCAGGCGCUGCACGGCUCUCAGCGGCCCCCGUGUCGAGAGCGUGACCGAGGCUGCGUGCCUGCGUCGUCCGGCUCAUCCAGCCCGGACAAAGACUGCAUGAGCUCCAUGAACUACGAGGAGUACCUGGCGCAGCAGCAGCUCCUCCUCAACCAGGGAGGAGCCGCUAUCCCGGCCAAGAUCUAUCCCAAAAUCUACACUGACAUUCACACGCACACGCACUCCCACGUGGACGGCAAAGUACAUCAGCAUCAACACAUUCAUUUCCAGUGUUAGCAAACAAGACUACAAAAAAAAACCUCUUCUCACAGCAGGACAUUAUCAGGAGAAAAAAAACUGGCCAGUCAAGAGACACCACGAGCUACAGCAACAUGGAGACGUCCACUUUUGGUGCUGUUUCUUUUAUUUCUGUCAGAUUCUCACGCCACUUCAAAUCUGUCGGCCCUUGUUGUGCACUUCAUUCGAACAGGACAAAGAAUUCUGUUGCGUGUGAGUUUGACUGCAGCUGUUCAAGGCCUAAUGAGAAGGUCUUCUCCUGCAAAGCUGGAAAUGGAGGUCACGUUUCACCUUCUGUUUAAUCAGCUGCCGUCCGUGCUCUGUCCGCUAAUGACACUAAAAAUGGUACUCACGGAACACAAAAGGGCUUCUUAUGUCGUCCUACUCAGGUAGUCCUUAUGUCAAAGAAAGCUGACCACUAUCUUUUGUAUCACACUUCCUCAUCCCCCACUUAGCAUAUAGGAGAAACUUAGGCGCCAUUUAGGCUAAAUGGUCACAACAUUAGGUACACCUGCAGUAAACAAUGAUAUCCAACACAAGAACCGCAAAGAUAUUAAUGCUUGGAUUUGAUUGACAUUAUCAGAGUGGGAUUCAUUUAACGAUAACAUAGUAGUAUGUCACCUGUGCGUAUGUGUAAAUGUACACUGCGCUGUCAUAUACGACGUCUUCACAGUUUGAUGCCAAAGAAUACCAAAUGUUUGGUGGAAAUUAUGUUUUCAUGGUGUUUGUGUCAUCAUAUGAAGGCAUAUUGAUUCAAAAAAGACAUACGGUGUAUGGAAAGCCCUCAUCAAGACCUGUCAUUUGAGGUAUGACUGGACGUGGUUACAAGUUUACUUUUGUCAUUUAAAUGAUUGACCUUUUGGGCUAUUUUGUCAUCAAAAACAACAUCAGGAAAGCUGUGAUGAGAGCCUUUAAUUUGAGAUAUGACUUGAUGACGUUUCAUCCAAAUUGAAUGUUGACAGCAAUUUUGAGGAUGAUUGGGACUAAAAAUGUGAAAAUAUGGGGUCUUCUUGUGUUUCACCUUUGACCUUAAACUUGAAGCUUUGUUCUGCACGAGGCUCCGAAGUCCGAGAAUCAAUUUGGUGAAUGUCAAAUGUCCCUGUGCUGGUGAGAUUAACAAGUCAAGAUUUUACGUUUUUUUUUUAUUCAUGUUUUUGGCCCUUGUGUCAUCAUAUGAAGACAUUUUGACACAAUAAUACCAGAUUGAGAAAGCGCUUUUAGUUUGAGGUGUUAGUCGAUGUGUGUUACUUUUGAACAUGAAGGAGAUUAGUGGUACUUUCAAGCAAAAGAGUGCUUUUUGAAGACUACAUCAUAAGUUUUACACAUUUGGAAAGCCCUUGUCAAGGCCUUUCAUUUGAGGCGUGACUCCAUGUGGUUUGUCUGACUGUCAAUCAAAACUGAGCAUAAACCUAAAUGUAUUGGUUCAUUGGAUAUCCUUAUAUCAUGCAGGUAUACCUAAUGAAGUGUGUGUACCAACCUUGCCCAAGACUGCAAGAGAUGGAAGAAGCAUGUUUCAUGACAUCUUUUUCAUUUUCUUGCAAAAUUCCCAAUCCUAAUAGUCUUCAGCCGGCAUAUUCUCCAACCAGUUUGUGAUUUCUAAUCAAGCUGAGUCACAAAUACGUAAUUUAUUUUGAUUUAUUUGUUGUUUUCAAGAAAAUGUAACAAAAGUUUAUUUUUCUGAGUAAAGCGUUUUACAUAUCUGUCAUGUAAUGUAAAGUAUACAUGUGUUGUGUUUAGUACAUGGCCCAGUGUAUCCACGUGUAGUUGAUGUAGUUAUUUGUGUAUACAAAUGGUUCUAUUUUUGACAAUCCCAAAUGUUCUGUUCAAGAAUCAUCGAGUUUGGUGGUUUGAUUAAAAUGAAGGAAAAAUGAA